Brenthis ino (lesser marbled fritillary) is the source of this 411-nucleotide messenger RNA. The record is from the annotation of a GenBank genome assembly. NCBI's taxonomy places the organism in Eukaryota, Metazoa, Arthropoda, Insecta, Lepidoptera, Nymphalidae.
AUGGAUAAUAGUCUCCCGUGUAACUUAGUAAGUUUCAAUUGUAAAAGUAUAAAACGCUCAAUAGACAAUGUGAGGCACCUGUGUCAGUUGGCGGACAUAAUAGCCUUACAGGAAACAUGGUUAUUUCCACACGAUAUUCAGUUUCUUAGCGGGAUUGACGGGCGUUUCGGCAGCACGGGCACUUCUGCUAUUGAUACGGCGGCUGGCGUCGUGUACGGCCGUCCUUAUGGAGGUGUAGCGCUGUUGUGGAAUAAAAGUGUAUUUCCUAAUGUGUCUGUGGUGGAUUGUGAAAACCCACGAAUAUGUGCCAUAAAAAUAGUGUUGAGCGAUAGGUCUAUUUUAGUGUUUAGUGUGUAUAUGCCUACGGAUAAAAUGAUAAACCUUACGGAAUUCACGGAUUGCCUCAGUUCG